Messenger RNA from Eleginops maclovinus (Patagonian blennie), 1496 nucleotides. RefSeq names its product small nuclear ribonucleoprotein 35 (U11/U12) (gene snrnp35). The coding region runs from base 179 to 898 and encodes 239 amino acids. The record is from RefSeq and is a predicted model, not a curated record. Gene Ontology annotation, molecular function: mRNA binding; snRNA binding. Gene Ontology annotation, biological process: mRNA splicing, via spliceosome. The transcript has a single exon. NCBI's taxonomy places the organism in Eukaryota, Metazoa, Chordata, Actinopteri, Perciformes, Eleginopidae. Gene Ontology annotation, cellular component: U12-type spliceosomal complex; precatalytic spliceosome.
CGUUUCACUACGGAAUGUUGUUGUUGAUGCACACGCGACUACAGACUCAGGUGAAACGUUCUCCGGAUCAGUGGGGGUAAUGUCUAAUAUCAUAUUAGUGCAGUGAUAUAACCGCCUUUAAACUUCUUCUGCAACUCGUGUUGGAAGAGAGACAUUUUAAACUUAAUUUUGCGCCACAAUGGUUGACUGGAGUCCGAUAGCGAAGGUGUACGACCCGCUGAAAGCUGGCAGCAUCGACGGCACGGACGUGGAGCCCCAUGAUCGGGCAGUAUGGAGGGCUAUGACCGCCCGAUACAAGCCCAACAAAGCCGUUGUUGGAGACCCACUGCUCACCCUGUUUGUUUACCGUCUGAACCCCCAGACAACAGAGGAAAAACUGCAUCAAGUGUUCUCCAAGUACGGAGACAUCCAGAGGCUCCGGCUGGUGCGGGACAUCGUGACGGGUUUCUCCAAAGGAUACGCCUUCAUUGAGUACAAGGAGGAACGGUCUGUUGUACGGGCCCGCCGGGACGCCAACAAGCUGGUGGUGGACCAGAAUGAAGUGUUUGUGGAUUUUGAACAAGAAAGGACCCUCAAGGGAUGGGUCCCCCGGCGGCUUGGGGGCGGGCAGGGAGGCAAGAAAGAGUCCGGACAGCUGCGGUUCGGUGGCAGGGACAGGCCUUUCCGAAAACCCAUCCACCUGGGGCUCGGUGUCGUGCAGGACCAGGGAGGUGUUGGAGGGAGGGAGUGGGACAGACAAGGGGCGAGAGACAGAGAGGACCGGGGCCGCCACAGAGAAGCGGAUUGGGGCAGCAAAGGGAGGAGAGAUGACCGUGACAGAGGCAGAGAGAGGGACGACCGAAGCCAGAGGGACGACCGAAGCCAAAGGGACAGGAGCAGGCACCGAGACAGGAGAUGAAAGCCAAAUAAAAAAAAACUUGCAAAAAGUGCAAAGGAAAUCUGUGACAGAUGUUUAGAUCCACAGCUGCCUGUCUAGAGGAACUUGAAGUGUGCAGUGAAGGAGAGUCAAUCUGUAGGUUUGCACACCUGGAACUGGUUAAAUACUGAGGACUUUCUGGAUGUAUCAUUGGUUUAGACUGAAUGACAAGUAUCCUGGUUAUUCAACAGGUUGCACUGUCCCAGGGAAAUCUGUAUUUAGACUUGUGUUGGUGUAAUUUGAGCAGCGAAGUGGAAUAAUUUAACUUAUUUAAAGAAAUAGGACUGUACAUUACAAUGAGUAGACCUUUUUGUUUUACCAUAGAGAUGUUGUCCAGCCAUGUGAGGCCUAACAGUAUGACACAAGCUCGAAAAGCAGAAUCUGCUGCUGAGCUGACAAAUGAAACACUGACUUUUCUUAUACUUUUGCAAUUUGCCCAAACAUCCUAAAGGCAGUUUACCAAUUAUUAUAAUGGUUUUACAGGUGAAGAUUUUUGGAGAAUCAUAUUUUUUAAGCAUGAGUGUUUGUGCAACACUGACUUAUGAACAACAUCAAAUAAACCAAAACAUUAUUAACACAA